UUCAGUCUUCGUUACUUUAUGGUGCAUGAAUGAGCGGGCAAGUAGAAGAUGACGAAGAAUUUGAUGUACCUCCAUCUGACUUUUUGGGAGAAGAAGAUGAGGAACAAGAGAGAAUGGCUGUGGGAAAGCAGAAAAUUUGUCGGCAUUAAAAUAAUCAUUGAAAGCUGAAAAGGGGAGGAGCAGAGGAUCGUCAAUUGCCGGAAGAGUAAGCAUUGAUUAUUAGGUGUUUGAUAAAAGUUUUAGAUUUGCUUUUGAAACAUUAGUGAGUGAUUUGGGGCCUGGGGGGAAGGGAAAUGGCAACGCCGGUUGGGCCACCGAACGGUAUUAUGGCUUACGGGAAGCAUUACUUCAGAAUGUGGGAAACGAUUUUUGAAGUGGAUAGCAAGUACGUUCCGAUGAAGGCAAUAGGUAGAGGUGCUUACGGCGUGGUGUGUUCGGCGGUGAACAGAGAGAGCGGCGAGAGGGUGGCGAUCAAGAAGAUCAAUGACGUGUUUGGGAAUAGAAUGGAUGCGCUUAGAAGUCUUAGAGAGUUGCAGCUUUUGCGUCACAUUAGGCACGAGAACGUGAUCGCUUUGAAGGAUGUUAUGAUGCCCAGCAAUCGGAGUAGUUUCACAGAUUUGUAUUUGGUUUAUGAGUUGAUGGAUACUGAUCUUCAUCAUAUCAUAAAGUCCUCUCAGCCGCUCACAAAUGAUCAUUGCAAGUAUUUCCUUUUCCAGGUCCUUCGGGGGUUGGAAUAUCUUCACUCAGCAAACGUUCUCCACCGGGAUUUGAAGCCUGGGAACAUCCUUGUCAAUGCUAACUGUGAUCUGAAAAUAUGUGACUUUGGACUGGCUAGAACAGCAAGCGGGGACAAUAAUGGACAGUUGAUGACUGAAUAUGUAGUCACUCGCUGGUACCGAGCACCAGAACUGCUUCUUUGCUGUGAUAAUUACGGAACCUCCAUUGAUGUAUGGUCUGUUGGGUGCAUAUUCGCGGAGAUUCUUGGCAGGAAACCACUCUUUCCAGGAACUGAUUGCCUCACUCAGCUCAAACUUAUCAUCACUCUUCUUGGCACCCAACCUGAAGCUCAUCUUCAGUUUAUUGACAACCCAAAGGCUAAGAGGUUUAUAAGAUCACUUCCUUUGUCCAGAGGACCUCACUUCUCUUCUCUGUUCCCUCAAGCAGAUCCUUUGGCGUUAGAUUUGUUGCAGAAGAUGCUUGUUUUUGAUCCAUCCAAGAGAAUCACUGUUUCACAAGCUCUCUAUCACCCUUACUUGACUGGCCUUUAUGAUCCAAUCCAAAAUCCUCCUGCCCAAUUUCCUCUCCAUCUUGAUGUCGACGACAGUGCCAGAGAUCUAGCAGUUAUUAGGCAGAUGAUGCUGAGAGAAAUCAUGCAUUACCAUCCUCCACCUGCUCCUGCAUAUGUCAACAACUUUUACUAACUUUUCAAUUCACAAGAUAACAAAGCUAGGGUGAUCAAAUCUCAGGAGAAUCUUCAUAUCUGGAAUACUUAUGUGGAAUUACUUAUAAAUAAAUGUUCUGUAUUAACGAUGUGUGUCGGUCAAGUUCAGCCCUGCUUGAUUUGAGAAGGAAGUGGUUAAAUGGUUAAUGUCCUACUACUUAUCACCAAUUAGUUUUAAGAAUGAUAACUAAAGAAGUAUAGCAUUUGAUUAUUAGAAUUAUUUUAUAAUUUUGUAUUUAAUUAUGGAACAGUUUUCCUCUCUUUAAACUCAAGAUUUUGUUUAAGCUUCUGAAUUAUCAAGAUUGCUUUUCUUUUUUCA
This is a messenger RNA of Ipomoea nil (Japanese morning glory), 1760 nucleotides long. RefSeq names its product mitogen-activated protein kinase 7-like. Gene Ontology annotation, biological process: protein phosphorylation; intracellular signal transduction. Gene Ontology annotation, cellular component: nucleus; cytoplasm. The transcript is spliced from 3 exons. Gene Ontology annotation, molecular function: ATP binding; MAP kinase activity. NCBI's taxonomy places the organism in Eukaryota, Viridiplantae, Streptophyta, Magnoliopsida, Solanales, Convolvulaceae. Bases 294 to 1421 code for a protein of 375 amino acids. The record is from RefSeq and is a predicted model, not a curated record.